AGCCUUAGGAUGGUAAGAUAUUGAAAUUAUAAUCAGCCGUACUUUCUCAUUAUUUUUUUUUACAUACAAAGGUAAUAUAGAGAUGAAGAGUUCAAGGUGGCAAGGAAAGGCAAGAUUUAUUUUUUACUGAUGUCUGAUGAUUUGCGAGCGAGAUGACGAUCGUGAUGCGACUCUUGGCUGCCUCUGACUUGGCUGAUGUCUGUCUUGUCUGAGCCUUUAUUAUUUUUAAGUUGACCCUGUUUUAGCCGCACUAACGAGAACAAGGACAACAAAGUGGACCAGGUCUUGAUAAUGGACCCGUCUCUGGUCUAUCGGCCUGACAUCUCAGAUGAAGAGAAGAAAUACCUGGGCUUGACUGACAUAUCACAAGAGACAGAAUUCACGCCUGGAAAAGAUGAGGCUGACUUCCGGAGAUUUGAUGAUGAUGACAGCAAUGCCACUAUGGCCCAAGUGAAGAAGACGUACUAUCUCAUGCACACUAAUCAAACGUAUGACUAUGUCAUGAAACAGCAUGAGAAAUGGCUAAGCUUCACCCUAGGUGAGAUGACUGUCAUGGAAGCACUUGAUCUUCUUAACAGCCUCAUUGAUGAAUCAGAUCCUGAUACUGAUCUGCCUAACAUCUACCAUGCCUUCCAGACUGCAGAAAGGAUUCGAGAGAAGCAUCCUGAUAAAGACUGGUUCCAUCUCAUCGGUCUUAUUCACGACAUGGGUAAAAUCAUGGCCAUGCACGGUCAACCACAGUUUUCGACUGUAGGUGACACGUUCGUGGUUGGCUGUCUCCCUCCUGAAUCCCUGCCCUACGGCCUGAAGAGCUUCACCGACAACCCUGACCUCCAGGACCCCCGUUACAACACCCGCCUUGGUAUCUACAAGGAGAAUUGUGGCCUUAGCAACGUGACCAUGUCAUGGGGUCACGACGAGUAUCUGUAUCACGUCUUAAACAAGAAUAAGACGACGUUGCCGGAGGAGGGUCUUUACAUGGUGCGCUUUCAUUCUUUCUAUCCAUGGCAUCGGGGUAAUGAAUACACCUUCCUGACUGACAAUAAAGAUAGAGAGAUGCUGAAAUGGAUCCAUGAAUUCAACAAAUUUGAUCUGUACUCCAAGUCAGACAGCGUGCCCAACAUCGAUGCCUUACGACCUUACUACCAGUCUCUUAUUGACAAGUACCUUCCUGGAAAGCUGACAUGGUAGAUUCCAGCAGAAUUUCUUUUUUGAACUUGGCCGAUUUCAUCUAUCUGUGAGAUAGCAACGUCCAGGAGGAUAUGCAGGAAAUCAUUUUGACUUGAUCUAAUAAUUAUUGUGUGAUGUGCAUGAUUGCUAACACAGGGACAUUACAAGGUGUACGUGUGAAAUGGGAAGGUGAUUAGAAAAUGCAAUAAGAUAUUUUUGUAUUAAUAGACGUAUUAUAAAAAGUGAUGACUUAUUUGGUUGUGUUUGUUCAUUAAUCAUAUAUGUUCAUAUAUGUUAAUAGCUAUCAGCUACCCUGUGCCCUAACCUUUCCUACAUAGCUCAGAUGAUCAAUGCAUGUACAGCAUUGAGGAGGCACUAUCUCUUUGUUGCAUUUCAUCUCUUUUUUUUUAAUUCUUUUUUUUUCACUUUGACUUGCCAUUCCUUCCGAAUUGAAAAAUGAAACAAUUACCUUGUUCCCUAUAGAUCUCUUUGCCUCGAUAACCUGUGAUUUCAUAUCAAAUAUCCCCCCUCCCCCAAUAGAAGCAAGUCAUUUAAUGGUUGUUUCAUGUGGGUAACUUUUGAUUAUGUUCAGAGGGAAUUUAACUUAAGCAUGCAUCCCCCCCGGCUCUCGUACUUAGGCUGAUAUCACAAAGCUUAGUGACUGAUCAUAGGAUUGAUUUCUAUGAUACUAUAUUAAUAUAGUAGUAAUCAUUAAUUAUAUAUGAAUAGUUACGCAUACUUUCAUUCAUUAUGUUAGUAUCAUGUGUAUGCCUUUAUAUCUUUCAUUCACAUAUUACAUACAUGCAUAUUAAAUGGAGAUUUCCUUUUUAUUCCUUGGUUUCUUGGGACUUGUUUGGGGUCAUGACCUCCAAGGAACCCCCUCACCUUCACCCUCGCUUCAAUAGGUCCAUCAGACUGUACACUUACAAAUGUACCGGUACUAGUCAAAUUGUUAACUAUCAAGAGUGUGUGAGCAGGAAUGUUAUUCUAAAUAACACUGUCUUGUUUUUGUGUAUAAAUGUUUCACUUCUUCCAAUACAAGAUGAUAUUCAUCUGUUUGUGAUACUAGUAAAUUGCAAUGCAACAACACGCAAACUUUCAAUUGUAGAAAAAAAUUUAUAUUGUGCAUACAUGAAUUCAUCCUUAUUAUAUGCAUUAUUUUUGUUAUACAUUUAUUACUGUAGAUUGUUAUAGCUAUGGUUAUCUUUCUGUAAUAUUAUAUGAAAAAACUUUUUUUAGAAUUACAUACGAAGCUUCGCGCUCCCCAAGCCUAACAUUAUGAAUGUCUUAUCAGAGGUGAUGUCAGAGGCAAGUAAACUGAAGCUUAGAUUUGCAGUGUAACUUCUGCAACGAACAACAGAAGUACGUGUAGUUAUGCUGCGCAAGCAUAUAUCAAUAUUUUUACCAAAUAUCAAUGUUUUUGCCCCCAAACCCUUAUAGAUGUUGCAUCACAAAUCUAUCACUGCCUAAUGUUUUCUCCUGGAAAUAUAGGUAUAGUAUCUCUUGAUUUCUUCUAAGAUAAAGGAUACCCACUUUAGGGUUUUAUUGCUAAAAGGGUUAGUUUGGUGUUGCCUCAUGGACUUGGAUAUGGGGUUAUAUUUUGUUUGGGUGCAAUUGCUGGUGGAAGCAUAGAAUGAACCAAAGCUUUUAUUGCCAGGGCAAGGGUUAUCAUACAGAGUGAUGAAUGCUUGCAAACAGUGAAUUCAGGAAUUUUCCGGGGCCUGUAAAAGGUUUCAAAAGGUUUGUAAAAUGUAACAAGAUAGUUUAUGAACACUUUUUCAGUUUUGACAUUUAUUUAUGUGUUUGAAAUUUCUUUGUGAAUCUGUUUUUGCAAACGGUUGUUUGUGUUUGCUAGACAGUCGUAUACUUUUUUGCAAACAGUUUCAAAACAGUGUCACAACCAUAUGGAUUCUAAAUGCAAUAACCACAGAAAAAAAAGUGCCUCAAUCAUUUUGAAGCAUAUCUUUGUGCAUCUCAAACAGUUUGGAAAUAGCUUUUGAUGUCGCAAACAGAAAUUUGUGAAGCAUUUGCAAUAAUCUGCAGGAAAGUUGACAAAUCCAAACAUUGCUAGCCACAAACAUUCGUUCCUUGGUAAGAUACAAUCUUUGAGACUCUCAGAGGUUUCUACGGGUCAACCCUUUCAAUGAAUUCAUUCAGGUAGGCCAGUAAGUAUUUGUAAUCGUGUCUGAUUUUCUCAGGAAAUUGUGUGGAUUUUGCUUCAAUCGCAAAAUACCGCCAUAUUUGUGUAUGACUUUUUACAUAAUUUGGGCGUUGAAGUUUUGUACAUGUAAAUACAUUUUAAUUGUAUAUAUAUGAUUCCUAAAAAAUGGAUUAUAUGUAAUUUAAAUUUUAUACAAUUUAUGAUGUAUCAUGUUGAAAUUAUCAUAGUUAUACAUUAAUAUAAGGUACUUUGGUGUAUGUAUAUUAAAGUGACAAUAGACUUAUUUCAUUUUAAAUUGUACUUGCAUAAAACUUUCAUAAUAAAUUUAUAUAUCCAAAUA
Molecule: messenger RNA, 3671 nt
Organism: Lytechinus pictus (painted urchin)
Lineage: Eukaryota; Metazoa; Echinodermata; Echinoidea; Temnopleuroida; Toxopneustidae
Product: inositol oxygenase-like
Exons: 7
Coding region: 292-1191 (299 amino acids)
Biological process (GO): inositol catabolic process
Cellular component (GO): cytoplasm
Molecular function (GO): inositol oxygenase activity; iron ion binding
Source: RefSeq, a predicted model, not a curated record